CACAGUGAGUUGGCCUUGGGAAACAGAAAAUGAAGAGGGGAAGUCCUCAUGCAUACAACCAGCUAGCCGGAUCUGCCGUUAUUGCAUUUGGACUAUGGUUUCGAUUUGGAGGUACCAUAAAGGAUUUAUCAUCAGAAGACAAGUCCCCAGAGUAUGUCUAUGUGGGGCUGUAUGUGCUGGUUGGAGCUGGGGCCCUGAUGAUGGCUGUGGGUUUCUUCGGGUGCUGUGGAGCCAUGCGUGAGUCACAGUGUGUGCUCGGAUCAUUUUUUACCUGUCUUCUGGUGAUUUUUGCUGCUGAAGUAACCACUGGAGUAUUUGCAUUUAUAGGCAAGGAUGUAGCUAUACGACAUGUACAGACCAUGUAUGAGGAGGCGUACAGCGAUUACCUUAAAGACAGGGGAAGAGGAAAUGGAACUCUCAUUACCUUCCACUCAGCAUUUCAGUGCUGUGGAAAAGAAAGCUCUGAACAAGUCCAGCCCACAUGCCCAAAGGAGCUUCCAGGCCACAAGAAUUGCAUCGACAAAAUUGAAACCAUUAUCAGCGCUAAGCUCCAGCUCAUUGGAAUUGUUGGGAUUGGGAUUGCGGGUCUCACGAUCUUUGGCAUGAUAUUCAGCAUGGUGCUUUGCUGUGCAAUACGGAACUCACGCGAUGUGAUUUGAAGAGACUUCAUCAUGAAAACUGCAGUCUAGAGUUUUCGUGCUAAUUAUCACAAGAGCUCUCUCAGCUCAUUUUUAAUUAUUCAGGAUAUUAGAAGCUAAAAUAACUUUCUGUCAAGUGUAUAUUUGCACAUGUAUGUAUGUAUGUCUGGCUCAUUACUGAUUUGCCUCUUGAGUGAAUGUGCGUUUGUAGUAUAUGCAUUGCACAUACUGAUAUCUGUUUCCUGGGAAACCCUAGUUCCUGUAUGCAAGAAUAACCUAUGUAAGUACCAGAAAAAAAGCAAUGAGAGAUGUCUGAAACUCAGCUAUUCAGGAAAUGUAAUAAUGGGUCCAUUUCUCAGAUUUUAGCCAUGAAAAUUACAUACAUAAAGAGAAUGCAGGAUUUCUAGUUAAUGGAAGCAAUAAGAUAUAAGAAUUGAAGGGCCAUAGAUUGACUGUGUCUGAGUUGAGUGUAAAGGGUUCUUUGAAAAAAAAAAAAUAUAUAUAUAUAUAUAUAUAUAUAUAUAUAUAUAUAUAUUCUCCCCAGAAUACAGUAAACCACAGUUUCAGAACUAAACACAUCUGUAAAAGUAAAUACAGCAUGGAAAAAUCUAAUUUGAAAAAGUCAUGCUUUCUUAGCAUUUAAAAACAGAAAACCCCUCUCUGGAAAAAGAAGUCACAUAGACAAGCAUGUGCCCCAUAAAAGUGAGUACUUUUAGGACUAAAAAUAACAACUUUUAAGGGGGAAGGAAAAACGUUGUUAUACAACGACAUGUAAAUGUUGCUUCAUCCCUCUUCUCUCCCUUCUUUGAACUGCUGGAAGCCUCACCUUCCCACAAGGCUUUUCCCUCACCCUCCUUACUGCUUCUUCAGAUGUGGUGACAGAGGAAAGCAGGAACCGUGCAGCGUGACAGAGGGGAACUCUCGCUGGCACUGUACCUCUGGAAUACCUCAUGACUUGAGUUUACAUACUUUUCUCAUUUUUCCCCAUUUUUCUUAUUUAUCUGUGCAGAGAAUUCUUCAUAGAUUAAGAAUACACUUUUAUCCUUUAAAAUAAAAAAAAUCCCCCAUAACUCAGAUAUUAUGUAUGAGUACCCUGCUAAAUCAAGAUAAACACCUUCUUCAAUAUGUAUACACACAACAAAGGCAAGUUAAUGAAUCAAAAAUACUUUCAUGCAUACAGUUUUGGCACAAAUAUAUUCUUUCUCAGUAAAUCCCUGUGGGAAUAAAUAAAUGCUCAGGUUCUUUGGAAGCCUGAGUGAUUGAUUUUAAGUGGAAAACCCGGCCACUACUCAGCCUUUUGGCUGCAAGUAGGAAAACCCACAGCAGGGUCUGAAUUGCUGUAUUUGUCAUACCCUUAUGACAAGGGAACAGCUUGUUAAAGGCUAUAAGUUUGUGGAUUCUUAGGGUUGUGUUUGACCACACAAAAGUGAAGGUGUGAGGGAUUCUGGAAACCGUCAGGAUAGUUUCUGUGCCUGCUAAGAACAUAAGACUUUGGUAUGUGCUAGAACAAAGUGCCAUGCUUCAGGAAACUUUUACAAAGUGUUUUGCUGAGGACACACAACUGCUGGGAUGUCUCACCCACAGAGCGCCACCUCUCUCUUUUCAGAUAUUCUUGCUACUGCUACUAGCUUCGGAGAGAAAACUGAGGGAGAUAUAAGUGUAACUGUGUAUGACUACUUUACCUAUGUAUGCAAAAGAGAAUUUAAAAAAAAAAUCACUUUGUGAUGUUUCUACCCCAGUGGUUGAGAAACGCCAGCUCUGUAAGCAAACAAAGAGCAAUCAGUCUUUCCUAUAGCUUUAGUUUCUCCGUCUUCCUGAAGACAGAGAACAGGCUCAAGUGUGUACUCAGGUGCCUCCAGCUCAGAGUUAUUUCCUGUUCCUCAGAAGUGAGUUUCAUUCCCUAGAUGAGUGAAUAAGUUUAAAGAAAACCACAGUAACUAUAGACAGAAGAAUAAAAUAAUUUUUUAACACAGAGGAAUAAGUCUAGAAAUCCGUGUCAUGUGUACCUCUUUGAGGGUUAAGCUUUCCAAAGAAUGUGCUGGGUAAAACUAGAGAAUUCCAUCUCUGAGUAAAGAUGGAUAUAUAUCUUUAUGUGAAUGGAUAAAGCUAUAUCUAUAGAGAUAUAUAACCCUAUGUCCUGAACCUAUACAUAUCUUAAGUACAUAUCUCUUAAGGAUAUAUACAUAUGUAAUUUAAUACAUGUGUACCUGUUUGAAACUAUGGAGAUAAAUGUUUGUAUACAUACACAUGUACAUGUAUAUACAUUUACAGUUAUUUCUGUUUAUCUGAACUAAUUUGAGAACAGACCCAAACAUUUUAAGUUAUUUUAAAUUAAAAUUUCUAUGUACUUACACUACUUGAGUUAUCUUAAAAUCCUAAUAUAUCUUCUUAACACAUUCACACGACUUAUUUAAAUGUGUUACCUACCAGUUUAACCAAACAAUAUAGUAAAAACAGACUGGUGAUCCUUCCAUGAUGUUAUUGUGUGGUGGGUUCAAAAGCAACACCCCUGGGGUUCUGAUUACAUAUAGUUGUGUUUUAGCUAACACCAGUUCACCCAAACUGUUCCUUCUUCUUCCAGAAAAACUUGGUUAUCUGUGGCUUAGCCUGUCGAGUUAAUCCUGGGUCCAAUGUGGUCCUCCUGUACCAACAGCCAUCCUUUCCUUCUGAGAAUCUCAUCUAUGUAGAUGGGUGAGAGUGAGACUCAGAGAGAGAUGAUAAUAAUCUCAAUAAUAAUCAAUAAAGAAGAUAGCAUGUUCUCCCUUCUGAAAUAAGUUUACCAAAUAUUCAAAGGGUAUUCACUCUCUUGUCAUUGGUAAAGGUGGCUUCUAUGGCCCAGAGGCCAGCCACUAGUACUCCCCACAGCCCAGCUUUCAAGGCCCAAUUGACAUGCUCUUGAACACCAAGCCCGUUUCCCCAUACCCAGGAAAGAGCAAUUUAUGUCUCUUGAAGGUAGAAACAGCUUAAACUCAUCUGAAUCAAUUUGGGUUUUGUGUGUAUUUUAAGACAGAAGAUUUUCUAUUUUCUUUAAACAUCCUUCAAUUUUUUUUUUUUUUUACUUUAAAGGUAUUUUGUAUAUAGAUGUUUUUUUAAAGUGAAAAUACUACAGCAAUACAAAAUGUUAUUGUUUGGUGUCCUUAUAACAACCAAGGGAUUCACAGAUCAGAUGCUGUCCCCUGGAAACAGGGAAAACACAGCAGAUACAAGUAACAGGUCCUGUGCAUCCCAAAGCUUGGCUUCAGAAACUGCUGAGUUGAUAUGACAGAAACCUUUUUUGUGUUUUGUGAUGUUUUUCCUGUAUAUUUUAUGAUUUCUUUUACUUCUAUUAAACAGCAAAAAAUUAAAGAAAUUUAAAUUGCAUGUUAAUUAUUAAAUAAGUCAAUAACUGAUAUAUGAAUACAUACAAUACCUAGGAACUACUG
Molecule: messenger RNA, 4060 nt
Organism: Arvicanthis niloticus (Nile rat)
Lineage: Eukaryota; Metazoa; Chordata; Mammalia; Rodentia; Muridae
Source: RefSeq, a predicted model, not a curated record